Verticillium alfalfae VaMs.102 is the source of this 888-nucleotide messenger RNA. RefSeq lists its product as hypothetical. NCBI's taxonomy places the organism in Eukaryota, Fungi, Ascomycota, Sordariomycetes, Glomerellales, Plectosphaerellaceae. The record is from RefSeq and is a predicted model, not a curated record. The transcript has a single exon. The coding region runs from base 1 to 888 and encodes 295 amino acids.
AUGCAGCUCUCCAAUAUGAUGGCGAAGGAGGGCCAUGCUGGUGCAUGCAUCGUCACAAAUCCAGUCGUGCCCUCCAAGCUUGACACGACCACCACCACCGCACCAACCACAACCACCCGUAUGACCUCAGCCCAUGAGCAGACCCUAGAGCAAACCCUGCAAGGCACCUACAUCGACACAAUCGCCUCCGUCUCCGAACCCGUUUCCUCAUCAACAGACAUUCACCACCUCAUCACCCUUCUGACCCUCGCCUACAACGUCCGCACCCCGUCCCCAACCCAGCAAGAUCGUCUCGCAACCCUCAUGCGCACCCUCUCCAGCGACCGCCUCUCCCACGUCCACACCCCCGCCUACCCGCACGGCUUCUCCCGCGAAGAGGUCACCCACGCCUUCGCCCGCCUCCUCUCGCCCGUCCUCAACGGCCUGACUGGCCUCGUCGAGUUUGAGCACGCCGUCAACGCCGAGGACGACGCCGUCUCCUUCCGCCAGUUCUGGACCCUCGACGACCGCAACCUCCUCGCUGACGCCGUCGCGGGCACGAGUCCACCCGUGGCUGCCAGCGCCACGGCCGUGCCGCCCGAGUUCCUCGAGACCUUCGUCGGCGACAAGACGGCGCACAGGAUCGCCCUGACGAGGAAUCGCGGCAUGCUCGCACUCGUUCCGGGCUGUGUGGGCGCCGAGGAUGAGAUCUGGUCCGUGAGCGAGCUGAGUGCGCCAGUCAUCUUGAGGAAAGAGGCGGGUGAGGGAGAGCCGGCUGUCGUGGAGGGGUAUAUCCACGGCUUUUGUGAUGGGGACGUCGAGAGGGGUGGCGAGGAGGAGAGGUAUAGGGACGUCGACCUGCCGCUGUCGUCUGUGGCGGUGGGGCUCGCGGGAAGCAUUCCAUGCUGA